AAAAAAAUCAGUAUGCCUCAAAACAGGUUUCUCUUGUAAUCCUCCUCUUCACUAGUACCCCAAACUCCGUCUCGGAUGCUGCUGAGCUCCAACGACAUAAAUGCUGAAAAUGAUUAAACGUGGUAUUGCUCUUGGUGAUAGGAUUCAUCAGGCAAUCAUUUACUCAUCCUUACGCAGACAAUGUUGCUUUACCAUCUUUGCAAAAUCAAUUUCUAGUUCCAGUUCUGAUCCAUUGCAAAAGUUGAAUCAUAAAGACUGGUUAGCUCCAAAUGAAGUCUUGAAAAUCUUCAAUACCAUUAGAGAUCCUGAUUCACUUAUAAACGCCUUGGAAAGAGUCUCACACCGCAAAGAUUACAAACCUAAUGAAACACUUUUCACUCUGGUGAUUACGAAGCUUUCUCAAUCUAAGAAUUUCGAUGCAAUUAAUGAUAUUAUGAAGAGAAUCAAAACUGAAGAAAAGAGUCGGUGUAAGCUCUCAGAUGAUUUCUUUUACUUUGUUAUUAAGAUUUAUGGAAAUGUUGGUGGGUAUGUUGAGGAAGCUGUUAGGACUCUCUUCGCGAUGCCGGAUUACCAUUGUUGGCCGUCUACUAGAACUUUCAAUUUUGUGCUUAACUUGCUUGUUUCUUCGAGACGGUACAAAAUUAUUCAUGAAGUUUGCUUGGGUGCUGCUAAAUUGGGAGUGGUUGUUGAUACUUGUUCUUUUAAUAUACUCAUCAAAGGUUUAUGUAAAAAUGAUGAUGUGAAAGAAGCUUGUGAAUUGCUCAAUGAGUUCCCUAAACAAGAUUGUCAGCCAAAUGCGGUAACAUACUCCACUUUGAUGCAUUGUUUAUGCAGAAAUGGAAGAAUAAAUGAAGCAUUUAAGUUGUUGGAAAGAAUGGAAAAUGAUGGUUGUGAUCCGGAUGCAAUUACAUUCAAUGUAUUGAUCUCUGGACUAGGGAAGCAAGGGAGAGUGGAGGAGGGGAUUGAACUUUUGGAUAGAAUGAAGAUGAAUGGGUGUAAACCAAAUUCGGGGUCGUAUCAAGUUGUUCUAUACAGCAUAAUUGAUUCCAAGAAGUUUGUUGAUGCUAAGCGUUUCAUGGAUAGGAUGAUGUCAGAGGGAUUUUCGCCCAGUUUUUUGUCGUACAAGACGGUGAUAGAGGGACUCUGCAAGGAGAACCGUUUAGGAGAUGUGGAUUUUGUUUUGAAUCAGAUGAUGCACCAAGGAUUUGUUCCGAAGAUGGGAACAUGGAAAAAGAUUGUCGAAAGCAUUUUUCAAGGAAGGGAAGAACUCGGUAGCCGUAAUGGAAUAUGUCUGUGAGUUUUUGCAUUUAAAUCUUUCUCCUGUCGUUAAGAACUCGGGACUAAGCUGGUAUAGAAAUUUGGGGGGAUAUGCAAAUUGUCGCCGAGAAGCUUCAUUUUUUAACCACUGAUAGGGACUGCUGGUAAAUCUCUUGUACUGGUAACUCUUGAGUGAGAAUUUGUCACUCGCUGCUAAUGUGGCUCAAGAAGACCCCUCCAUGUGGUUGGUGAAUUUUAAGCUCAAUCAUCUUUUUUGUUUCGACUUAAGAGUCUUGCCCAGAAUCAUAUGUUGUUGUCUUUCUGACUAGCCUUGCGGCAGAGAGCUCUAAAUUGGUAUUCUUAUAUCAAAUAUUUUGGAGGCGCAACAUGGCCAAGGAAGAUAGGUGAUACCAUAAUUCACUUUGAAUUGGAUUAAUAGGGUAAGAACAAUGAUAAACUAAAACUUCCUGGAGGUGGGAGGUAAUGAAGCAGAUCAAUAUCAUUUCAGUGUUUUUUUCUACCCAAGAAUUUGGAUAAAUAGAGUAGCAAGUGUUGAUGUGCUUUUUCUUUCCCUGAUGAACAAUAGUAUAUAUAGCACCAAAAGGCUUUCAGGAGAACCAGAUUAUUUUCUGUUGAGCAUAGUGUGCCUGCAGCAUGGCAGCUUUUAAGACAUGAUGUCUAUUUGUACCGAAGCCAGAGUCCUUUUGCAUCUUCCAUAUACCUACCAUUCCAGAAGAGAUACCAUGCGUCAUAAGACAAAGACUCUUAUCAAGUUCUACCAAGAACGUAUUGUAGUUGCCGCAACACUGUGCCUUUUGAUGAUCAGGUUCAGGAAUCAAUUUUAACCUCUUAGCUGCAACAUCGAAACACAAAAUGUUUUCGGAAGCGAGCCAAUAUAUAGAUCCUUCAACAAACACUGGUUCCAGAUGCUCAUCGGGGUCCCCUAAAUCUGGGCAAGGAAAGCUGGGUUGGUGUUGGAUUUUUCUCCAUGAUAUGGUUGUACCUAACUCUAAGACCUCACAUUCCAAUGAAGAGUUGGAAAAACACAGUUCCAAUUGAACCACUUUGUAUACAUUCAUUUUAGCGUCCAAACCAAAUCCACAUGCGCUUGCCUCCUCAUCUUCUUCUUCAAUCCAAGGUUUCGGAAGCUCUAGUAUUUCUCUGGUGAUUGGGUUCACCAUAAGCAAAGGAAACUCCGUAUGAAAACACAGCAAGCCGUUGCAGGAAGUCAGUUUUGAUAUCCCAUCGGAAGACUGGAAGAUGUUUUACAAUACUGGAAUCUCUCAAGAUAAAAGGUUCAUGAUGAUCACUUUGGUUUAUUUUGCAUAUUUUGAUGGGAUGACCUAACUGAGAAUUCAUCUUUGAAAGAGUUUGAUAUCUCUCCUGCAGGACUAUACUUAUAGCCCGUUCGGUUGGGAGAAUUGGAAACCUAAGAAUUCAAUUAUGGGAUAAUCCAAUUCUUGAAAUUGGAUUCCAAGGAAUGCAAAUCAAAUCCUAAAAAUUCAAGUUCGGUUGAGAUAAUUCAAUUAUCUUUGUUUUUACUUCGGAAUCCAAUUCCAUUGCACUAGUGGACCAAUCUAUUUCGGAGGGAAUUUGAUUCAUAGGAAUCAAAAUUCUUAAUUACAAAAAGUUCAUUUGCACCGUUCGGUUCAAGAAUUUGGCUGCAUUCCCUAGGAAUUGGAUUCCCCGGAAUCCAAUUCCUUGAAACGAACAUGUUGUUAGUGCUGAUUACUUAGCUUAAGCCAGUUGAUAAAGCAGGGCUUAUAUAGACAUGGGGAAAGAAAUUAAUUUUUGCUUUCGAUGUUGGAUGAAUUGAUUGCGUGUUGAAAAAAUGGACAAUUGUUUUUCCUUUU
Papaver somniferum (opium poppy) is the source of this 3110-nucleotide messenger RNA. RefSeq names its product pentatricopeptide repeat-containing protein At3g14580, mitochondrial-like. Bases 101 to 1297 code for a protein of 398 amino acids. Gene Ontology annotation, molecular function: protein binding. The record is from RefSeq and is a predicted model, not a curated record. The transcript has 5 exons. NCBI's taxonomy places the organism in Eukaryota, Viridiplantae, Streptophyta, Magnoliopsida, Ranunculales, Papaveraceae.